Budorcas taxicolor (takin) is the source of this 2130-nucleotide messenger RNA. RefSeq names its product TNFRSF1A associated via death domain (gene TRADD). Gene Ontology annotation, molecular function: transmembrane receptor protein tyrosine kinase adaptor activity. The record is from RefSeq and is a predicted model, not a curated record. Gene Ontology annotation, biological process: positive regulation of canonical NF-kappaB signal transduction; extrinsic apoptotic signaling pathway. The transcript is spliced from 6 exons. Gene Ontology annotation, cellular component: tumor necrosis factor receptor superfamily complex. NCBI's taxonomy places the organism in Eukaryota, Metazoa, Chordata, Mammalia, Artiodactyla, Bovidae. The coding region runs from base 685 to 1623 and encodes 312 amino acids.
AGACAACAUGGGUUCUUCCAAUGAGAGGCCAGCGAGGCAGAGAAAAUCUUGGGGUUGUGGGGGCCUGAAGGACUCUGGAUUCAAAUUCCGAUCCUGAACCCCGAGCAGCCCAGGCGGUUUAGGCUCCACUGGAAUUCCGCAGACCCACAUCAGAGCGCGGCCUUUGUUGGAGACUGCUAACUGUCCCUGCUGGAAUUUGUGUCUCGAGUACCCGGGAGUUUCUGAUACCCUCCGCCACGCUUGAACUUAGCACCCAGUUCAGACUGUCAGGUAGAAUCAGAGGACCUCGACCAACCCAGAAGGGGACGCCCCCUCGUUGCUCCAUCCGUUACCCGCUGGAGGAAGAGGAUCGGCUCUCACCCUAAGGCCCUCCGGCCUCGUAAGAACCGCAAGUCCUCGAAGUCCCUUGGCGCGGGCAGUUCUGCCUGCUGUUUGACCUCAGGCGCCAGUGUCUUACCUGCGCAGCGGAUCGGGUGGGCUUUGCCCAGAGGCUGGGUACUGGCCGCAGAGGACGGUGGCGGGAAGGAACCGCGGGGAACCCGGGGGGCGGGACGCCGGGACGGACGGGGCGGCUCGGACUGGGGUGCCGCCCCUGCGCUCCGCGCACACCCGGAAGCAGCGCGAGUCCAGUGGAAGCCGGCGGGCGUGGGAAUCCAGGCCGGGCCCAGGCGGCCAGGAGGCAAGAUGGCAGCUGGGCCAAAUGGGCUUGAGGAGUGGGUGGGCAGUGCAUACCUGUUUGUGGAGUCCUCGCUGGACAAAGUGGUCUUGUCCGAUGCCUACGCUCACCAGCAGCAGAAAGUGGGAAUGUACAGGGCUCUCCGGACUGCCCUGGCAGAGAGUGGCGGGAGCCCCGACGUGCUGCAGAUGCUCAAGAUCCACCGCAGUGAUCCGCAGUUGAUCGUGCAACUGCGUUUCAGCGGGCGCCUGGUGUGCAGCCGCUUCCUCCGCGCCUACCGCGAGGGGGCGCUGCGAGCCACGCUGCAAGGGUGCCUGGCUCAGGCACUGGCCCUGAACUCGGUGCCGUUACAACUGGAGCUGCGCGCUGGCGCCGAGCAGCUGGAUGCCUUGCUGACCGACGAGGAGCGCUGUUUGAACUGCAUAUGCGCCCAGAAGCCUGACCGGCUCCGGGAUGAGGAACUCACCGAGUUGGAGGAUGCGCUCAGGAAUCUGACGUGCGGCUCGGCGGCGGGCCAAGGGAGCGAUGUGCAAGGCACUCCAGCCCCCUCGCAGUCUCUGGCACCUUCUCUGCCGGAGGAGAAACCGCCACCACCGCCGCCUGGCCCGACUUUUUUGUUCCAGGGUCAGCCCAUAGUGAACCGGCCGCUGAACCUGCAGGAUCAACAGAAGUUCGCCCGCUCCGUGGGCCUCAAGUGGCGCAAGGUGGGGCGCUCUCUGCAGCGCAGCUGCCGCGCGCUGCGGGACCCGGCGCUGGACUCACUGGCCUAUGAAUACGAGCGCGAAGGGCUGUACGAGCAGGCCUUCCAGCUGCUGCGGCGCUUUGUGCAGGCCGAGGGCCGCCGCGCCACGCUGCAGCGCCUGGUGGAGGCUCUCGAGGAGAACGAGCUCACCAGCCUGGCGGAGGACUUGCUGGGCCUGGCGAAUCCUGAGGGCAGCCUGGUCUAGGCCAAGUACCAGAGAAAGGGGAGGUCGGUCAGUUGCCCAGUCAGGGUUUGGAGAACCUGGAUGACCGUAGGGUCCCUCCUGCUGCUACUGCUGACCUCUUGUCCACCAUGCGACUCUGAGACCACACUUAGCAACCCCACUUAGCUGAGCUGCUGGAGCUGCUGCGCAGAGAUGAUGGCGGCCCUCUCCAGGAGCCAGACAAGCACCCACCAUGUCUGGGGGGUGCCACUGGGCGUUGUGUUCUAGAUACUAGGAUAGAGCAGAGUGAGUGGGUCUCUAUCCUAGUAUCUCGAACAGGCGUGCUGCAAGGUCUGCUUCACCUUCUUCCACCCUAGACAAAGGGCUUUCAGCCAGACUUUACCUCUUCACUCAUUAUUAUUCAUUCAGGACCUGCUGUAUCCUAGGCAUCAUCCUGGGUGCUGCAAAUACUGUGGUGAACAAAACACACAAUUCUUGUCUGUCGUUAGUUCACACUCAGUGUGCAACUCUGAAUAUAAAGUAAUAAAA